UAUAUAAUGACCUGGCAUAUUCAGUACCCUCAUUCAGCCUUUACCAUGAGGGGAAUCCUGCUAGCACUAACUGUAGCUCUUGUGGGGAGUCAACAGACAAAGUAUGAACCAAGUUUCAGUGGAAGCAAGACCUAUCGUUACAAGUAUGAAGGUGUGAUUCUGACUGGCCUCCCUGAAAAAGGAUUGGCGAGAGCUGGACUGAAAGUGCACUGCAAAGUGGAGAUCAGUGAAGUGGCACAGAAAACAUACCUGCUGAAGAUUCUGAAUCCAGAAAUUCAGGAGUAUAAUGGGAUCUGGCCAAAGGCUCCAUUCUACCCAGCGUCCAAGCUGACACAGGCACUGGCAAGUCAGCUAACCCAGCCAAUUAAGUUUCAGUACAGGAAUGGCAAGGUUGGGGACAUAUUUGCCUCUGAAGACGUGUCUGACACCGUCCUCAACAUCCAGAGGGGGAUCCUGAACAUGCUGCAACUAACCAUGAAGACCACACAGAAUGUGUACGCUCUGCAGGAGAAUGGCAUUGCAGGUAUCUGUGAGGCAAGCUAUGUCAUCCAGGAAGACAGGAAAGCUAAUCAAAUCAUUGUCACAAAAUCCAAAGAUCUAAAUAACUGCGAUGAGAAAAUCAAGAUGGAUAUCGGCAUGGCUUAUUCACACACAUGCUCAAACUGCAGAAAGAUUAGAAAGAACUCCAGGGGUACUGCUGCCUACACUUACAUCCUGAAGCCCACAGAUGCUGGGACUCUGAUCAUUCAAGCUACUUCACAGGAGGUGCACCAGCUCACUCCAUUCAAUGAAAUGACUGGUGCUGCCAUCACUGAAGCAAGGCAGAAGCUUGUUUUGGAGGAUGCUAAAUUAGUCCACAUAACUGUUCCAGAGCAAGAGUUAAAGAACCGAGGGUCUAUUCAGUACCAGUUUGCUUCUGAAAUUCUCCAGACCCCAAUUCAGCUUUUUAAGACUAGAAGCCCAGAGACUCAGAUCAAAGAAGUGCUUCAACAGCUUGUCCAGAACAAUCAGCAGCAGGUUCAAUCUGAUGCCCCCUCCAAGUUCCUGCAGCUGACUCAGCUGCUGCGGGCCUGUUCCCAUGAAAAUAUUGAGGGCAUCUGGAGGCAGUACGAAAAAACACAGCAAUACAGGCGCUGGAUUCUUGACACACUCCCUGCGGCUGCUACACCCACUACAUUCAGGUUCAUCAGCCAGAGGAUCAUGAAGAGAGAUCUCACAGAUGGUGAAGCAAUCCAGACUCUUGUCACUGCAAUGCACUUAGUCCAAACAAACCACCAAAUAAUGCAAAUGGCUGCUGAACUGGUUUUCGACCGGGCUAAUCUGAAAUGCCCUGUACUUCGUAAGCAUGCUGUGCUGGCGUAUGGUUCCAUGGUGAACAGAUACUGUGCAGAGACUCUCAGUUGCCGUGAGGAAGCUUUGAAGCCCCUCCAUGACUUUGCCAAUGAUGCUAUAAGUACAGCCCAUGAAGAGGAGACAGUCCUUGCCCUAAAGGCUUUGGGCAAUGCGGGACAGCCUUCUAGUAUCAAGCGCAUCCAGAAAUGCCUACCAGGGUUUUCCUCUGGAGCUUCGCAACUUCCAGUCAAAAUUCAAGCAGAUGCUGUAAUGGCUCUCAGGAACAUCGCCAAGAAGGAACCAGGAAAGGUGCAAGAGCUUACCAUGCAACUCUUUAUGGAUCGCCAGCUUCACUCAGAGGUCAGAAUGGUUGCCUCCAUGGUUCUGCUUGAAACCAGACCCCCCAUGGCAUUGGUAGCAAUGCUAGCUGAGGCCCUGCUGAAGGAGACCAGUUUGCAAGUGGCCAGUUUCACCUACUCCCACAUGAAGGCUCUCACCAGAAGCACUGCCCCAGAGAACCAUGCACUAUCUGCAGCCUGUAACGUAGCUGUUAAACUGCUGAGCCGUAAACUUGACAGGCUGAGCUAUCGGUACAGCAAGGCUAUGCACAUUGACACUUUCAAAUAUCCAUUGAUGGCUGGAGCAGCAGCAAACAUCCAUAUAAUUAACAAUGCAGCCAGCAUCCUCCCAUCAGCUGUGGUGAUGAAAUUUCAAGCUUAUAUUCUCACUGCAACCGCUGAUCCUCUGGAGAUCGGUUUACAUACAGAAGGCCUGCAGGAGGCUCUAAUGCAGAACCAAGAGCACAUGGACCAAGUGCCUUCAGCUGGGAAGAUCCAGCAGAUUAUGAAGAUGCUCAGUGGAUGGAAGUCUGUACCAUCAGAGAAAACCCUAGCGUCCGCAUACAUCAAGCUAUUUGGACAAGAGAUUUCCUUUUCUCGACUGGAUAAGAAAACCAUUCAAGAAGUUCUGCAGGCGGUCAGAGAGCCGGUGGAGAGGCAGACUGUGAUAAAGAGGGUAGUGAACCAGCUUGAGAGAGGAGCAGCUGCACAGUUGUCCAAGCCCUUACUGGUCGCUGAAGUGCGGCGGAUUUUGCCCACCUGCAUCGGCCUUCCAAUGGAAAUGAGCCUCUAUGUGUCUGCUGUGACAACUGCUGAUAUAAAUGUUCAAGCUCACAUCACACCUUCUCCCACCAAUGAUUUCAAUGUGGCUCAGUUACUGAAUUCCAACAUCGUUCUUCAUACUGAUGUCACCCCCAGUAUUGCCAUGCACACUAUCGCAGUGAUGGGCAUCAAUACCCAUGUGAUUCAGACUGGAGUGGAAUUACAUGCUAAAGCGCGCACAACAGUCCCAAUGAAGUUUACAGCAAAGAUUGACUUGAAGGAAAAUAACUUUAAGAUUGAAUCUGAACCGUGCCAGCAGGAGACUGAAGUUAUGUCUUUAAGUGCUCAAGCUUUCGCUGUAUCGAGAAAUGUUGAAGAUCUGGAUGCUGCUAAAAAAACCCCGCUGUUACCAGAAGAAGCCAUGCGAGAUAUAUUGAGCGAGCAGUUCAAUUCAGGGGCAGAAGAUUCAAAUGAAAGAGAAAGAGCCGGGAAAUUUGCAAGGCCCUCUGCUGAGACGAUGUCCCAAGAGCUGAUGAACUCCGGCGAGCAUCAAAGCCGUAGAGGCUCUCAUGCAACGCGAAGUGCCUGCGCCAAGGCCAAGAACUUUGGAUUUGAAGUUUGCUUUGAGGGAAAAUCCAAAAAUGUUGCUUUCCUCAGAGACUCCCCACUUUACAAGAUAAUUGGGCAACAUAAUUGUAAAAUAGCCCUGAAACCAUCACACAGUAGUGGAGCAACAGUAGAGAAGAUUGAGCUUGAACUCCAAACAGGGAAUAAAGCAGCAUCUAAAAUCACCAGAGUUGUUGCAAUGCAUGGUCUUGCUGAAGCAGAUGAAAUGAAGGGCAACAUCCUGAAGAAACUGAAUAAACUCCUGACAGUAGAUGGGGAGACUCAGGUUUCAACGCUGAGAGGAUUUAAAAGAAAGUCUUCUAGUUCAUCUUCCAGCUCUUCUUCCAGCUCAUCUUCCAGCUCUUCUUCCAGCUCUUCUUCCAGCUCAUCUAGUCAGCAAUCCGGCUAUCAGAAAAGAGUGGAGACGGACAAACUUACUGAGAACCUGGAGCGUGACAGAAAUCACUUGCGGGGCAAGCAGUCUACAAACAAGAAACAGGAGCGGAAGAACAAGCAGAAGAAGCACCACCAGCAGCUUUCUAGCAGCAGCAGCAGCAGCAGCAGCAGUUCUAGUGGCAGCAAUUCUAGCAGCAGCAGCAGCAGCAGCAGGAAUCACAAUCAUAGAAAUAAUACCCGAACCCUCAGUAAGUCCAAGAGAUAUCAAAACAACAACAACAGCUCUUCUAGCAGCGGGUCCAGUUCAUCUUCAGAGGAGAUUCAGAAAAAUCCAGAAAUUUUUGAAUAUCGUUUCAGAUCUCAUCGUGACAUGCUGGGUUCCCAGAAGAAGAGAAGGAGAAUGUCCUCUUCAUCAUCCAGCUCUUCCAGCAGCAGUCAAUCCACAUUGAAUUCCAAGCAAGACGCUAAGUUCCUGGGAGACUCCACUCCUCCUAUAUUUGCCUUUGUGGCUCGUGCUGUGAGGAGCGAUGGCUUACAGCAAGGCUACCAGGUUGCUGCCUACACUGACAACAGAGUGUCUCGACCCAGAGUGCAGCUGCUGGCUACAGAAAUCUCUGAGAAAAGCAGGUGGCAAGUCUGUGCAGACGCUAUAUUGCCCAGCAAUUAUAAAGCAAUGGCCAUUAUGAGAUGGGGUGAGGAGUGCCAGGACUACAAGGUUGCUGUUAGUGCUGUGACUGGCCGUUUAGCAUCUCACCCGUCUCUGCAGAUAAAAGCGCAGUGGAGUAGGAUUCCUCAGGCAGCAAAGAAAACACAAAAGAUAACCUCCAGCAGCGCUUCUAGUGAAACGUGAUCCAUCCCACUCUGACACCACGUGUGGCAAAGCGGUUAACAGUGUGCCGUUGCAGGAGUGCAGUGGUGAUCAAUAAACAGACAGACAAUGAUAAUCCAGGUGAAAUGAUAUUUUAUUUUGUAUUCCAAUGGUCUGAUGACAAUAAGACAGUAAAUAAUACUGAUAACAAGCAAUGCAGUGGUGUGUAUUGCCCUGUUUUAAUCCACAGGUUGGUCCCAUUAUAAUGGUCCCAAUCUUAAACACCCACACCCACACAUAACACAAACACAAGUCCACAGUGAGUGCUAUAGUGCUCGUGGUGUAAAUACAGUUAUUCGUGAACAAUGGUGCAGUGAUGUCUGGGUAAGUGCUGACCUUUGGCGACAGCUCCGGAUCAUGUUUAGCCGUCUAAUAACAACAAACAAAGUGGUUCUUUAGACACAACAAAAACAAACAAAACACUCAUGAUAACAACAUCGGUUCUCCUUUUGGUUCAGCUUUUAACCAUAACCAAGGAAUAGAUCACUUCGCUACGUCCCCUUUUGUACCGUCAAUCAUGACAACUUGGUUAACGAGUGCAACUGCUCCUCCAAUCCGCGGAUGCCACAUUGUUUCCCUUCCAGGUCGAUGAUUUAGUGUACCACAGCUCCGCUCCAUUUCUAGAUGGCCGACUUCCGUCUAACCCUGGGAAUGAAUUGUCUGGCCAUCCAGUCCAGGGCACUCUGUUCCCUUUACACAGCGCCCUCACAGGUCGGGAGCGCACUCACAGUAGUCCAUUAGUAAAUGUUGUCGGGGGCUCAUUGACUAUUUCCCCACAGUUUUAAGAAACCUUUCCUUUGGGUUCCCAAGUGGCGCAUCCAGUAAAGGCGCUCUGCACAGAGUGCAGGAUGCGCACUAUAGCCAGGAGAUCGCAGGUUUGAAUCCAGGCUAUGUCACUGCUGACCGAGACUGGGGGUUCCCAGGGGGCACCGCCCGGGUAGGGAGGGCUUAGUUCAGCAGGGCAUUCCAUGGUUCACCGCGCACCAGCAACUCCUUUGGCUGAUAGGGCGCCUGCGGGUCUGCAGUGGAGCCGUUCAGAUCUGUGCUGUCCUAUAGGUCUGAUGGCUUCGCUGUGGAUCCGCAGUGCGAAAAAUGACGGCUUGGCAGGAACACAUUUCGGAGGACACGUGUUUCAGCAUCCGUUUCUCGAGUCGCCGGGGGUUGCAGCGGUGAACCGGGAUUAAUAAUAAUUGGCGAUUCCAAAUUGGGGAGAAAACUGGGGUAAAAAAAUCAUUGGCAACCACUAAACUUAGAGAAAAAA
Molecule: messenger RNA, 5563 nt
Organism: Acipenser ruthenus (sterlet)
Lineage: Eukaryota; Metazoa; Chordata; Actinopteri; Acipenseriformes; Acipenseridae
Product: vitellogenin-like
Exons: 28
Coding region: 7-4284 (1425 amino acids)
Biological process (GO): lipid transport
Molecular function (GO): lipid carrier activity
Source: RefSeq, a predicted model, not a curated record